Entrophospora sp. SA101 is the source of this 960-nucleotide messenger RNA. The record is from the annotation of a GenBank genome assembly. NCBI's taxonomy places the organism in Eukaryota, Fungi, Glomeromycota, Glomeromycetes, Entrophosporales, Entrophosporaceae.
AUGAUCAUCAGUAUUCAUGGGUCAAUUGGAAAAGUAUUGAUUCAACAAAAUUAUAUAGCAGUAACCGUACCAACUUUCCUUCAACCUGUUAUUCAAUCAUGGGUUGCUUGGCUCUCGUUUACAUUUAUUGCAAUUCCGGUUUCUACCUUUUUCUUGAUUUGGGAUUUCCCAAAAUCUAUUUGGCGAUUGCUCUUCUCUGAUUAUCCUAAAGUUGUUCUGAUUACUGGUGCAAAUUCUGGUAUCGGAGCAGAACUUGCACUUGCCUAUGCAAGACCAAACACUACUAUUGGACUUAUUGCUCGUGCAACUAUUCGCGUAAUGUCUUGUGAUAUUACUAAUCUGGAAGAUUUAAAUAGAAACAUCGAUGAGUUUGAUGAAGCUAAUCCGAUUGAACUAUUGAUUGCAAAUGCAGCCCAAAUUGGCAUUACAACUGAUCAAGAAUUAUCCGAUCAAUGGGAAGAUUUAUGGCAUAGGUAUUUUGAGGUGAACGUCGUAGGUACAUUGGCAACAGUUAUGACAACAUAUAAAAAAAUGCGUGACAGGGGAAAAGGUCAAAUUGCAAAUGAUGAUUGCGAAUUUUACAAUGACGAUGUAAUAUGUUUAGAAGGAGAAUGUGUUUUUAAAUGUUCAAGGGACAAAGAUUGUUUUCCAGAAGGCAAAUGUAUAUAUGAAAUAUGCAAUUGGAAUGAUAAAAAAACCCCAAAUUCACAGUCUUUAGAUUCAUGGUUGAAAAUAGAAGCAGAUCCAAUAGCAACAACAAUUACUGCACCUGUAACUGCUACAUCAAUUACAUCCACCGGCAUUACCACAUCAGUUAGUAAAAGUAUGCAUCGUGGAUUAAGACCUUUGAAAUUAUCACAUACAAGAACCAGCAGCAGCAGUAGUUUGGAUGGAAGCCGUCGUCGUAGUGGAUCAAAAAGUAAUAUUAUAGGUGAAACUACUACUGCCACAUCACUAUAA